Molecule: messenger RNA, 1863 nt
Organism: Felis catus (domestic cat)
Lineage: Eukaryota; Metazoa; Chordata; Mammalia; Carnivora; Felidae
Gene: ZNF692
Product: zinc finger protein 692
Exons: 12
Coding region: 142-1683 (513 amino acids)
Biological process (GO): regulation of transcription by RNA polymerase II
Cellular component (GO): chromosome; kinetochore
Molecular function (GO): chromatin insulator sequence binding
Source: RefSeq, a predicted model, not a curated record
GCGCAGGCGCGCGCUGCGGGCCUCUGUCUCUGCCCUCCCAGUAGCCCCGGCCCCUGUUCCCGGCUGCAGGCUCCGACGCGGAGGGGGACGGGUUCCUCUUAAAAGAGAAACGGCGGCUGUGCGCGCGAGGUCCUGGUGCCUAUGGCUUCCUCCCCGGUGGACGCAUCCCGCAGGCGGCAGGAGAAGCGACGGCAGCUGGACGCGCGCCGCAGCAAGUGCCGUAUCCGCCUAGGUGGCCACAUGGAGCAGUGGUGCCUUCUCAAGGAGCGGCUGGGUUUCUCCCUGCACUCGCAACUCGCUAAGUUCCUGUUGGACCGGUACACUUCUUCAGGCUGUGUGCUCUGUGCAGGUCCUGAGCCUUUGCCCCCCAAGGGUCUGCAGUAUCUGGUGCUCCUGUCUCAUGCCCACAGCCGAGAAUGCAGCCUGGUGCCUGGGCUUCGGGGGCCCGGGGGCCAAGAUGGGGGACUUGUGUGGGAGUGCUCUGCGGGCCACACCUUCUCCUGGGGCCCCUCGUCAGGACCCAUAUCUCCAGAGGAGCCCAAGCCAGUUUUCCGGCCAAGUACUGCCCCAAGAAGCUGGUGCCCAGAGGCCAGGAGUGGGCAAGCACCUGCAGGUUUGGAAUCUGAGCAUGAUGAGAGGACUCAGGAGGCCAGGUCACCCAGCAGGGAAGUAGGACCCCUCCUGGAGACCUUCCCGCCCCCAGGAGAAGAGGGGGAGGAGGAAGACGAGGACGAAGAGGAGAUGCUCAGUGAGGCCAGCCCAUGGACCUACAGCUCCUCCCCAGAUGACAGUGAUCCAGAUGCCCCCAGACUCCUUCCUUCCCCUGUCACCCAUACACUUAAGGAGGGGGAGACACCCCCAGCCCCAGCAGCUCUCCUCAAUCCUCUUGCUGUACCAUCCUCAUCAACAUCAUCAUUGAGUUCUGGAGCUCUUCCUACCGAAGUUGGGGUACAGCCAGAACUCAGAGGGACCCCUCAAGCAGCCCAGCAGACUGAGCCUCUGGCCAGCCCUGGGAUUCAGGCCCAGUCUGCCCUGACCUUGGCCUGGGAGGAGGACACGGCACAGAUUGGCCCCAAGAGAAUUAGGAAAGCUGCCAAAAGAGAGCUGCUGCCUUGUGACUUCCCUGGCUGCGGACGGAUCUUCUCCAACCGACAGUAUUUGAAUCACCACAAGAAGUACCAGCACAUCCACCAAAAGUCCUUUUCCUGCCCAGAACCAGCCUGUGGGAAGUCCUUCAACUUUAAGAAACACCUGAAGGAGCAUGUGAAGUUGCACAGUGACACCCGGGACUACAUCUGUGAGUUCUGUGCCCGGUCUUUCCGCACCAGCAGCAACCUCGUCAUCCACCGACGCAUCCACACUGGAGAGAAGCCCCUGCAGUGUGAGAUCUGUGGGUUCACCUGCCGCCAGAAGGCCUCCCUGAACUGGCACCGGCGCAAGCAUGCAGAGACAGCUGCUACUCUGCGCUUCCCCUGUGAGUUUUGUGGCAAGCGUUUUGAGAAGCCAGACAGCGUUGCAGCUCACUGCAGCAAAAGCCAUCCAGCCCUGCUCCCAGCUCCACAGGAGUCACCCGGCCCUUUGGAACCCUGCCCCAGUAUCUCUGCCUCUGUGACCCUGAGGUCUGAUGAUGAGUCCAGGCCCUCUCUGGUUCCUGAAGCUCUGACCACACUCCAUCAACAGUGAGCAUUCCUGGGCUCUGAGAAGCCAGACCCUAGGGACUGAAGGGGAGCAAGGAAGAGAAGGGCCAGAUGCCUAGUCCCCAGAAACUAAGGUGACAGGGAGUGUAGGGUGGGGGGCAAAAAAAAAAACCAAGACAGGCUACUUUAGCCUUCUUAAACAACAGAAUAAACUCAGUAUUUUACA